UGGGGAUAUGCUGUAGUGGAUUGGAUAUUGUAAUCCCUCUCAAUGUCAUCUGGCGACCUCUUCCUUUCUCCAGCCUGACUUUAGACAUGAUUACCUCGGGCAAUCCGCUCGAGCAGAACGAUGACACCGACUAUGAGUCUCCGCGCGGAGCCUCAAUGUCCAGCCUUUGUGAUCGCUUCUAGCGACCAUCUGCGACAAGUUUCCAUCACCAAACACUGUGCCAGACGUUGUCAGCGGUCACUGGACUAGGUAGAGACGAAAGCGUUGCUGUCAGGAAGGCACAUUCACCUCAAGUCUGCAUUGGCAUGGUCCAAGUCUUCCCUAACGAUUGAAAUUCGUUGUAUUUUCGAUUUUCCAGUAUCAUUGUACACUUUAGGCCGAUUUUACAAUAGACAACAUCGAACCAUACCACUCUCAACCUCAAGAUGAUGAAAGCGCUUAUAUUCUACGGCCCAUACGAUGUGAGGCUGGAGGAACGGCCCAUUCCGCAUCCCGUUGAUCCCACCGAUGUCAUUAUCAAAACCACUUCGGCUGCCCUGUGUGGAAGUGAACUUCACCGGUAUCGUGGCCAUUCGAAAACUAAUAUGCAACCCGGUUAUGUCACAGGACACGAAGCACUGGGUGUUGUACAUGAAGUUGGCAGUCAGGUCAAAAGGUUCAAGAAGGGUGAUCGAGUAAUAGCACCUUUUCUGACUAGCUGCGAUGUAUGCUUCCACUGUCAACGAGGCGUUCACGGGCGGUGCAAGCAGGGAAGGAAUUUCGGCAACCCAACCUUGGAUGGAUCCCAGGCGCAAUACUUCAAGUGCCCCCUGGCUGAUACAUCACUAUAUCAUAUCCCAGCAGAAGGGAAUCUAGGAGAGCUGGCCAUCAUGAUGACAGACAUUUUUCCAACGGGCUACAACGCGGCAAAAAGGGCUUUCAUCGACACAUCGAAAGACCAGUGGCAGAAUAUGACCAUCGCCGUCAUCGGGUGUGGUCCGGUAGCACUAUGUUCAAUCAUUGCCGCUCGAGAGUACAAGCCCGCAAGGAUAUUCGCGGUUGACUCGCUUCCGAACCGGCUCGAGGCGGCCAAGAAUCUCGGUUGUAUACCGUUAAACUUCAAGGAAGUAGAUGUAGCGGCCGAGAUCAAGAAGGCCACAGACAACAACGGUGUUCAUGCCGUCAUUGAAGGCGUAGGACUUAGUCCUGCGCUGAAGACUGCAUAUGACAUUAUUUGUCCGGGAGGGAAGAUCAGCUCUUUUGGCGUACACAACGAUAACAUUCCCUUCAGCGCGGGUGACUGCUACAACAAAAACAUCCGUAUCGAGUUUGGGCGGUGCCCAAUAAGAGCCGUAUGGGACGAGGCGCUCGCGUCCUUGAUCCGCAACAAGGCUACGAUUGAGGACAUGAAGUUCAUUGAUCUGGUGCUGCCGACGCUGGACGAGUCCUAUGCAGAUGCGUUGGCACGGUUUGAACGUGGAGAACUGAACAAAGUCGUCUUCAAACCGAAUGGACCAGAAGCAUGAAUUGAGCUGCAUCGAGAGGACAAGGGCCAGACGGAGACAGUAAAGUUCUAGCUCAAAAAGGGUCACCAUAUAUAUUCGAUUAAAGCAUUCAGACUUAGACGACGUCGAAGGUCCACCACCAGGACAUUCAAUGGUCCACUCGUUCACUGACAUAUUUCCAGUACGUCGCCGCGUUUGCCUCUCUCCAUUGUUUACCCCAUUUGAUCAUGAUCAAGAACGAAGCGGUCGUGACCGAAGCCACCACGGCGGCGAGAAUGAACAUGUUCUGUGCUCCCAUGUUGUCCAGCCACGGGGUCACGCCGUAAUUGAAGCCAAAAUUCAUCUGCAAACAAGGCUGUCAGUCACCGAAUGCUUCAAAUGGUGCUCUCUC
Messenger RNA from Exophiala viscosa, 1875 nucleotides. RefSeq names its product chaperonin 10-like protein. The transcript is spliced from 7 exons. NCBI's taxonomy places the organism in Eukaryota, Fungi, Ascomycota, Eurotiomycetes, Chaetothyriales, Herpotrichiellaceae. The record is from RefSeq and is a predicted model, not a curated record. The coding region runs from base 426 to 1505 and encodes 359 amino acids.